Molecule: messenger RNA, 1896 nt
Organism: Caenorhabditis briggsae
Lineage: Eukaryota; Metazoa; Nematoda; Chromadorea; Rhabditida; Rhabditidae
Exons: 6
Coding region: 1-1896 (631 amino acids)
Biological process (GO): mRNA splicing, via spliceosome
Cellular component (GO): spliceosomal complex
Molecular function (GO): ATP binding; RNA binding; RNA helicase activity
Source: RefSeq, a predicted model, not a curated record
AUGAGCACAGACGACGUUGAAGCAGCACGACGAAAGUAUGAAGAGCGACGUCGAAAAAUUCAAGAGGAAGAGAUGAAAGAGCGAAGGAAUGGUAUGAAUCUGUCAUCUGGAGAGGAGGAUGAAGACGUCGACGAUAUGUUUCUGACGGCGUUACAAAGGAAAAGAGAGAAAGUUCAUCGAAGAGCUCUUCUGAAGCAAGUUCUGGCGCCGACGAUAAAUCAGAAGGAAGAAAUAGAGAGGAAACGAAAAAAGAAGGAAGAAGAUAAACAAUCAGAAGAGGCCAAAAAGACACUUUUAGAGAAGCAUGCAGAAAUAAUGGAGACUCAAGGAGUCAUCGAUGAAUCGGAAAGGCAACUUCGUGAAGAAGAAGAGCUUCUUGAUAAAGUAACACGUGGAGGAGGUCUUCUAGCAGUUACAGAACUCGUUAAAGGGGAAAAAUAUGAGGAACCAAUUACCACUGCAUGGCGUCCACCAGGCCACAUCCGCCGUCAGACUCAAACAGAUUACGAAAAUCAGAGAAAACGGUUGGGAAUCAGUUGUGAAGGAGAAACAAUUCCACCACCAAUUGGAAGUUUCCUCGAGAUGAAGUUCCCGAAACCAUUGCUGCAAUUUCUUCAAAAACAGAAGGGAAUCGUCACGCCGACGGCGAUUCAGAUUCAAGGAAUACCUGUUGCUCUGUGUGGUCGUGACAUGAUUGGCAUCGCUUCAACAGGUUCCGGUAAAACAAUGACGUUUGUUUUGCCGUUGAUCAUGUUCUGUAUCGAACAAGAGGUGAAACUCCCAUUUAUGAGAAACGAGGGACCUUUCGGACUCAUCAUUGUUCCUUCGAGAGAAUUGGCCCGUCAGAUCUACGAUCUUAUCAUUGAAAUGUCUGAAGCUAUAGCGAAAGCAGGAUUUCCGGAAUUGAGAGCUGGAUUGUGUAUUGGAGGAGUUCCGAUUGGAGAGCAAGCCAAGGAUUUUAGACAAGGAAUCCAUAUUGUGGUUGCGACUCCUGGAAGACUUUCUGACAUGCUUACAAAGAAGAUUAUCAAUCUGGAAGUGUGUCGAUAUUUGGUACUCGAUGAAGCCGAUCGUAUGCUGGAUAUGGGAUUUGAAGACGAAAUAAAAUCGAUUUUCUACUUUUUCAAAUCUCAACGACAAACACUUUUAUUCUCUGCUACAAUGCCAAAGAAGAUUCAAUUUUUCGCCAAAUCCGCACUGGUAAAACCGAUUGUUGUGAACGUUGGAAGAGCUGGAGCAGCAUCGUUGAACGUACUUCAAGAACUUGAAUUCGUUCGCUCCGAAAACAAGUUGGUACGAGUUCUUGAGUGUCUUCAGAAGACGUCACCAAAAGUACUCAUCUUUGCUGAGAAGAAAGUUGAUGUCGAUAACAUUUACGAAUAUCUGCUUGUAAAAGGAGUUGAAGUUGCUUCAAUUCACGGAGGAAAAGAUCAAAGUGACAGACAUGCUGGAAUCGAAGCGUUCCGGAAAAACGAGAAAGAUGUUCUUGUGGCAACAGACGUCGCCUCGAAAGGUCUCGAUUUUCAGGGAAUCGAACAUGUUAUCAAUUUCGAUAUGCCUGAAGAUAUUGAAAAUUACGUCCAUAGAAUCGGCCGUACUGGUCGAUCCGGUCGAAAGGGUCUCGCCACGACAUUUAUCAACAAGAAAUCGGAAAUGUCAGUUCUGUCGGAUUUGAAACAAUUGUUGGUGGAAGCAGGACAAGAACUUCCGGAAUUCCUCAAGAUGUUGGCUGGAGACGAAGAGGGAAUCGCUCCAGCUGGGACGAACGCAGACAAGGGUUGUGCCUACUGUUCAGGACUUGGACAUCGUAUCACGGACUGUCCGAAACUCGCUGGAAUCGGCAACAAAACGACACAGGCGUUGGCGAGAGGUGGCGGAGACGAUGGUGGCUUCUGA